This is a messenger RNA of Cucumis sativus (cucumber), 2814 nucleotides long. RefSeq lists its product as uncharacterized. The coding region runs from base 1 to 2814 and encodes 937 amino acids. The transcript has 6 exons. Lineage: Eukaryota; Viridiplantae; Streptophyta; Magnoliopsida; Cucurbitales; Cucurbitaceae. The record is from RefSeq and is a predicted model, not a curated record. Gene Ontology annotation, molecular function: nucleic acid binding.
AUGACUGUCACAUAUAAAGAUUGGCAUGAGAUGUUACCAUUUGCAUUACACUGUUACCGAACGUCAGUUCGCACAUCAAUUGGGGCAACUCCUUUUUCUUUGGUGUAUGGCAUGGAAGCUGUUUUGCCUAUUGAGGUCGAGGUGCUAUCCCUCAGGGUAAUUAAAGAAGCGAAACUAGAAGAAGCUGAAUGGACACGAGCAAGAUUUACAAUGAUGGAUAAAUCAUGGAUGCACAAGAGUAGAUUGUCUAAAGAUUAUGAGUUGGGUGUGGAAAACUUCAUCAAAUUUGGAUUUUCUAAUACAACUAGCUCCUAUAUCCGUUGUCCUUGUUUGAAAUGUGGGAAUUGUGAAAAACAUAGUAGAAAGGGUGUUAGAGAUCACUUGUAUGUUAAUGAUGAUGAUGUUGGAAGUGUAAAAGAAAUGAUUGAAGUUGCUCAUGAGGAAUAUUCAAAAGACCCAACUGGAUUUGAGAAGUUGCUUAUUGAUGCUGAAAAACCAUUGUAUGAAGGAUGCAAAAAGUACACAAAGUUGUCUACUCUAGUCAAAUUGUAUAAUUUAAAAGUUAGGUAUGGAUGGAGUGAUACUAGUUUUUCAGAAUUACUUGAAACUUUGAAGGAAAUUCUGCCUACUACCAAUGAGCUCCCGAAUUCAUUGUAUGAAGCAAAGAAAACAUUAGGUGCAUUAGGAAUGGAAUACGAAAAGAUUCAUGCAUGCCCGAAUAAUUGUUGUCUCUAUAGAAAAGAAUUUGCUAAUGCAAUUGAAUGUCCUGAAUGUGGUCAAUCAAGGUGGAAAAACGUCAAGGAUACAAAUGAAAGGAGAAAGCAAAUUCCCUCUAAAGUGAUAUGGUACUUUCCAAUCAUUCCACGAUUUAAAAGGCUAUUCAGAAGCAUUGAAUGUGCUGAAAACUUGACUUGGCAUUCUACUGAAAGAAUUAAUGAUGGUAAGUUACGACAUCCAGCAGACUCUCCAGCAUGGAAGUUAGUAGACAUGAAAUGGCCAGACUUCGGUUCUGAACCCAGAAAUCUUCGUUUAGCAUUGUCAGCCGAUGGAGUAAAUCCUCAUGGACCAAAACAACCAGGGGAUGACAUAGGCAUAUACUUAGCACCACUAAUUGAAGAUUUAAAACUUUUAUGGAAAAGUGGUGUUGAAUGUUAUGAUGCUUAUCAAGAAGAACCAUUCAACUUAAGGUCAGUUUUGUUGUGGACAAUCAAUGAUUUUCCUGCAUAUGGUAACCUUAGUGGAUGUUGUGUGAAAGGGUAUAAAGCAUGCCCAAUUUGUGGAGAUAAUACAAAUUCUAUAAGGUUAAAGUAUGGGAAGAAAAUGGCAUACCUUGGACAUCGUAGAUUUUUGGCACGAAAUCAUCCGUAUCGACGACAAAAGAAGUCAUUCAAUGGUAAAAAAGAACUUGAUACAAUUCCAGAGCCACUUUCUGGGGAGGAUGUGUAUUUAAAAUUGAAAGAUCUUGAAUUUUCUAGAGGGAAGAAGAACCAUAAGAAACGAUUGAUGAACAGAAGUACACUUCUUGAUAUUCUUGGGAAAAGUAAGGAUGGAUUGAAUGCUAGACGCGAUUUAGUUGAUCUAAAACUUCGACCAGAGCUUGCCUCUAUCAGAAGUGAAAAGAAAAUAUUCAUUCCGCCCGCGUGUUAUACUCUUACAAAGGAUGAAAAACGAUGUGUUUUGAAGACUUUGUCUGAAAUAAAGGUUCCUGAAGGUUACUCUUCCAAUAUUAGAAACCUUGUGUCAAUGACAGAUUUAAAACUUAAUAGUUUAAAAUCUCAUGAUUGUCAUGUGCUCAUACAACAGUUGUUUCCCAUUGCGAUAAGAUCAGUGCUACCGAAACAUGUUCGUUAUGCUAUAACUAGGUUGUGCGUCUUUUUCAAUUCUGUAUGCAACAAGGUAUUAGACGUACAACAACUAGACAAGUUGGAAGAAGAUAUUGUGGUAACAUUGUGUUUGUUUGAAAAGUAUUUUCCCCCUUCAUUCUUCACAAUCAUGAUUCAUCUCACAGUACACAUAGUUAGAGAAGUCAAACUUUGUGGCCCUAUAUAUCUUCGAUGGAUGUAUCCCUUUGAAAGAUUCAUGAAGGUCAUUAAAAACUCUGUGAGGAAUAGAUAUCGUCCAGAAGGUUGUAUUGCUGAAAGUUAUUUAAUAGAAGAAGCUGUUGAAUUUUGUACUGAUUUCUUAUCUGGAGUAGAUCCCAUUGGACUUGGGACUCGCAAGUCACAAGACCAUUUAGAUACUUCAAACAUUGGUAGACCAUUGUCCAUGGGAGUUCCUUUCAAACCUCAACAAGAACUUCUACAUCAAGCUCAUCAAUAUGUUUUGGAAAAUACAGUCGAUGUCCAACCAUAUACAGAGUAUCAACUGAGCUUGAAGUUGGAAAUGCUGGAGUUUCAGAUAACUUAUGAUGGAUUGCAUGACCCUCAUCCUUUUGUUAUUAGAUAUAGUGGUUAUGCAAUAAAUGAAUGUCGCUAUCACAUACAAUCUUGUGAUAAAGAACGAAGUGUACAAAACAGUGGAGUUAGCUUAGUUGCAAAAACAAUGCAAGUGUCUAGUUCUAAAGAUAAAAAUCUGGUCAUCGGCGAUAUAUCAUUUUAUGGAGUCAUACAAGAGAUAUGGGAACUGAAUUAUAAUAUGUUUAACGUUCCUAUGUUUAAAUGUGAUUGGGUUCAAAACAAUGGCGGUGUUCGGAUUGAUGAACUUGGUUAUGUUUUAGUUGAUUUGAAUAGAGUAGGACACAAGUCAGACUCCUUCAUACUAGCAAGUCAAGCAAAACAAGUUUUUUAUGUUGAGGAUCCAAGCGAUGUUAGAUGA